Messenger RNA from Cydia pomonella (codling moth), 1726 nucleotides. RefSeq lists its product as uncharacterized. The transcript has 4 exons. NCBI's taxonomy places the organism in Eukaryota, Metazoa, Arthropoda, Insecta, Lepidoptera, Tortricidae. Bases 963 to 1580 code for a protein of 205 amino acids. The record is from RefSeq and is a predicted model, not a curated record.
CUGUGCGGUUUAAGAGGAAUUUCCUCCCGCGAACGCUUCGGCUGUGGAAUGAGCUUCCUGCCGAGGUUUUCCCGAGGGGCUACAGUAUGGGGUUCUUCAAAAAAGGAGUGUACAGGUUUUUAAAGGGUCGGCAACGCGCAUGUGAUGCCUCUGGUGUUGCAGGCGUCCAUAGGCUACGGUGACUGCUUACCAUCAGGCGGGCCGUAUGCUUGUUUGCCACCGUCGUGGUAUAAAAAAAAAAAAUGUAGUGAUUGACUUUUCCCCUACACUUGCGGACGCUAGUUUGCGUGGCAGUCGUGCACAUAGCGAUUUUACAAGCUUUUUUUUUAAUUUACUUUCACCUGACCGUUGUCUGUUUGUAAUCAAAUCUUGCAAGUUAAAUUUGACCCACUUCCCGGUUUCCGAUGAAGCUGAAAAUUUGCAUACAUAUGUAAGUCGGGUGACAAUGCAAUAUUAUGGUACCAUCGAGCUGAUCUGAUGAUGGAGACAGGAGGUGGCCAUAGGAACUCUGUGAUAAAACAACGUAACCUAAUUGUGUUUGGGUUUUUUAGAAUUUUCUCGAUGAGUAUUAGUUACUUGUGGAAAGAAAAGUACAGUCAACUAUAAAAGCUUGUACCAAAAAUGAAAUUUUUGCCAUAAACUUAUUAAAAGAAUGAAUGAAAUGAAUAAGAUUUAAUAACUGAAACUCGAAUUGGCCUGUGAUACAUUGUAAUCUGGUUCCGGUGUGACAAAUCAGCCGUUUUAGUCACAUUUUAUAGCAAUAACAUGAUCAUUUUAUUAUUGUAUGUGUAGUUAUGACAUUGGCAACAAAAAAUAAUACCAGUGAGGUUAAAUCUCUGCUUUAGUAUUUUAAAUCUAUAAACACAUAUCGAAUGGUUUAAACUAUCCCCAUUUCUAAACUUAUUUUCAAUUUUUUUUUUUCAAAAAUCAAAAUUGUUCAGAUAUUAGUAUUAGGUGGAAAUAUGGAUAGUCACGAAGAGGAAAGUAAAGUGACCAGAAUAAGGAAUCCUUUUGAAAUAAUGCUAAAAAUGCGACGUGAAGCUCCGGGUUUUAAAAGAUGCUGUUUUUGUAUACCUUUGAGGAGAGGCCUGAUCAGUUGGGGAUAUUUAAAACUGGCUCUCGACUUGGUGGCGAUAUCUUUAGUGAUAUACAUAUUAACCGCAAUAAGUGUUUUGCACGUGAUACUAAUUAUAGAAAUUGUCGCUUUGGUUAUUGACAUGGUGUUCAACAUAUUGCUGAUCGUGGGCGGCCAUCUGAAAGCAGUGAAAUUACUCAAAGCAUCUUAUAUCUUCAGCCUGGUCUGGCUCGGGAUGCUAGUUCUGGGCUUCUUUUGGCAAACAUACGCCGAGAUAAGACUGGCUUUGGUCUUAAUGUCUUAUGGUAUGGAGUAUGGAGAUGUUGUAGUCAUAGCACUACCCGGAUUGAGCAUUAGUUUCGUUCAAAUUUGUCUGCAAAUAUACCUCAUACUGUUAAUACGCAGCGAGGUCAUCAAGCUUCAGGACCAAAGUCUGGAGAUGCAGUUCUCUAACCCUGCCUCUGCUGAAGCUGAGUGCACAAUGCACAUUACUGACACUAAAUAACUCAAUCUUCAACCCUUCCACUGCUGAGCUGUUCCGAUGCAUAAUAUCUUGAUUGACACAUAAUAGAGUAUAGUUGAAGGAGAGUAUGAGGAAAUCUAAUUGUUUUAUAAUAUAUGCAGUGACAAUAAAGGCAUUUGAAAUGAGAA